UUUAUGAAUCUCAGGUUGCAGGCGAAGCUUUGAUGAGUUCCAGGAGAAAUCUUUCAACUUGACAUUUUUCUUUGGAGAGAGCUGAUAGAAUUCAGUUGGAUCAAUAUGAAGAAAACACAAUGGUCUUGUGUAUAUAGCCACUUGAUAUAGAGAAGAAAACGAAUAUACUAAACAUGGAGACAGUCACACCAACUGGCAACUGAACCAAACAGGUUUUUUGUGAUGUCAUCGCUGACAUUUCUGCAGCUCCUUCUCCUGGGGUUAAGGGUCAUCAACGCCGCAGACACAUGGAGACACUGUACAGAUUUGCUCCCUCUGGAUCUUCUGUCUUUUGUCCUGGAGAGGGACACCUCCAGACUCGUGCCCGGGGUGCACAUGAAGCAGGCCGGAGGGGUGAGGGGGAUACAUUUCUCAAGCCCUCAUUCCUCCAUGAGCUUUCCUUCCUCCCAGCUGCUGGCAAACUGCGACCUCUUCCCAAAAGACUUCUCCAUUGUUGGGACUGUAAAAGUCCCACACAUUGCCCAAAAGAGAAAUGAAUACAUCUUUUCCAUGUCGAUGCCAAAAACAGAAGAGAAAAGAGCUGUGACGGAGAAGCAGAACAUUUUGGAAAGUACUAAUAAGAGGAGUAUCAGGGAAAGUGGAGAGGAAAAGAAGAAGAAGAAGAAGAAGAAUAAGAAGGAGGAGAGGCAAUUCCAAAGUAACGAGGAACGUGGACAGAUUAUUUUGGGAUUGAGGAUUUCGAGAAAAUCCUUGCACUUCCUCUUUAAAGGUCACGGAGGGAUCGUGGAGCACUGGGUGUUUCGGGGCACCGAGUUGGCUGAUAACCAGUGGCACACUCUGGUUUUAACUGUUACCAGUCAACACGUGAGGCUGUCAGUGGACUGUAACCCGCCACUGGAAAUCGUUCCCACCAGGCCUUUCCCCUCAGACGUCAACAUUCAGGGAUCCAGAUUCCACAUCGGCAGCCGGGGAAGAUGGAAAGGCUUGUUUUCAGGUUUGUUAAGGCAGCUGGUUCUAGUACCAGGCUCAGACGCCACCCAUCAGAUCUGCCCAUCUUCCAACCCCCAGCUAGCAACUCUGUCAGUACCACCUCUCCUCUUAGACCUGCCCAUCACGGGAAAGGAGAGAGACAGCCACCUGACUUCCUCCGACAUGGAGGAGCGAGUGUCAGUGGGUUUGGAGCGUUCGUGCUCUGAGAUUCUGCAAGGUCAGCUGUGGUUCAAUCCGCUCAAGAAAGGCCUCUACCUCUGCGACGGCUCCGUGUGGGUCACCGUGCUGGAGGAUCAUAAAAGGCUGGACUACGUGUUGGAACAUCAGGUCCUGACCACCAGCUCAGAAACGCAUGAUAUAGAGGUUUUCCGGUUACCGGGCAUCGGCCUGAUGGCUGCCAUGGCUCAACGUUCCAAAGCUUCUGGCUCUGCUGUGUAUCUGUGGACCCACUCGGGAUUCAAAGUCUACCAGAAUAUCUCCACACAUGAAGCCCUAGCCUGGAGACACUUCAACAUAGGAAAGAAAAUAUUUCUGGUGGUGUCUAACUCUGGGGAAGAGAUGGACAAACGCUUUAACAAAGAGUCUGGGACUGACUUUUCUGUGAUUUACAAGUGGAGCAAGAAAAGAAAACAGUUUGUGCGGUUCCAGUCUCUGCAGACCUACUCUGCCCGGGACUGGGAGGCUUUUGCCAUCAAGCAACACACCUAUCUCGCUGUGGCCAAUCAUAGACAAGGGAAUAAUAAUCACACAAUUGACAGUGUGAUAUACAAGUGGAACAGGUUAACAAAGGCUUUUGAGGUUCACCAGACACUGACGACCUUGGGGGCCUACGACUGGGAGUUCUUCACCGUUGGACCCUACCAUUUCCUGGUGGUUGCAAAUGCUUUCGAUGGAGUUACCACAGCUGUAGACUCUGUCAUCUACGUUUGGGUCAAUGGACGCUUCCAGGUGUUCCAGAAAAUUAAGACGUUCUGCGCCACAGACUGGGAAAUGUUUCAGAUUGGCAGCAGAUUCUUCUUGGUUGUUGCAAACGGACACAGACUCCAAGGUAACGAACCAAGUCGAUAUGCCAUCAACUCCACCAUCUACGAACUGGACCUGAAUGGACAGCUGUUUGUCCGCUUCCAGGAUAUUAUCACCUACAGUGCAGUGGACUGGGAAUUCUUCAGCCUCGGGGAGGAGCAUUUUCUGAUCGUGGCUAACUCCUUUAACGGAGAAUCCUACUCCCUGAACAGCGUUCUCUACAGAUGGCAGGGAUAUGAAGGCUUUGUUCCUGUUCAUUGGCUCCCAACCAUCGGGUGCAGUGACUGGGAGUUUUUCAGCUCCAAGGGAGAAUCCUAUCUGAUCUACUCUAGUGCCAAAGAGCCUCUCUCCAAAGUGUUCAAGCUCAAAACCUUUUAGCAUGUGUGUGUUUGUGUAUGUGUCCUUUUUUAUCUGUGAUCGUGUGUGAGAAAUUGUUUGCAAACCUUAAUUACAUACUGUACAGUCAGGGGCUAUAUAGCAAUCAUAAAGACCUAAGUGUUGUUUCAGAUUCACAGAAAUUUGUUAUGGUGGGUUUUGAAGAAAGAUUUGAUAUUUCUUGGUAUAAAUGUCUUUGAAAUAGGUUUUAGAGAAACACUACAUCAAAUUCACAUAGAAUUUGCAUGGGAACUGCAAUGACCAUCAUUUAUUCAUCACCAUAACAUUUACAGAAAACUAAUAAUUAGUUCAACUGAGGGAAUUUGGUAAAACAGCCAACCCUGCAUUCACUUACCCUGCAAGAAGGCCUGGUAAACAACUAAUGUACCUCAUAUUAAAACAAAUAUAGUGCGCUCAAGAUUUCUAUUUGUGUGUAUUUUCUGAAAGAAAUACACACUACAACUCAAGAAAGCCUGAAAGACUUCCUUACUCUCUGUAAAAACCUUUUAAGUUAAAAUAUAUUUAAACAUUUUCUUUAUCAGCUAGAAUGUGUUCUCUCAAAGAAAAUUAGCCUGAUACAGCUUUUUUAUGUCUA
This is a messenger RNA of Platichthys flesus (European flounder), 2983 nucleotides long. Its product is annotated as thrombospondin-type laminin G domain and EAR repeat-containing protein-like. NCBI's taxonomy places the organism in Eukaryota, Metazoa, Chordata, Actinopteri, Pleuronectiformes, Pleuronectidae. The transcript has 13 exons. Gene Ontology annotation, biological process: signal transduction. The record is from RefSeq and is a predicted model, not a curated record. Bases 223 to 2391 code for a protein of 722 amino acids.